AUGUUCCCUUUAUUCUUUCUUUCUUUACUCUCUAAAGUAUUCUCACACACUUAUUUCUUUCUUCACUUUCUCAUACGCGUGCUCUUUCUUUCUUCAUUAUUCAAGCCCUCUCAUACAACGACAAUAUCUUUAUUUCUUUCUUUCUUCACCAUUCAAACUCUCUCACACAACAAUAUCUUUCUUUCUUUCUUUCUUUCAUUCAUUCUUUCUUUCUUUCUCUCUUCAGCAUUUCACAUUCUCACAUAUUUCUUUUUUCACUAUUCAUUCCCUCUCAUACGGAUGCUCUUUCUUUCUUUCUUCACCAUUGAAACCCGCUCACACGACGACAAUAUCUUUCUUUUUUUUCUCUUUCUUUCUUUCUUUCUUUCUUUUCUUUUCUUUCCUCGGCAUUUCAGUUCUCUCACAUCAAGGCAAUAUCUUUCUUUCUUCACCAUUCAAGCUCUCUCUCACACGACGGCAAUAUCUUUCUUUUCUUCUUUCUUUCUUCACAAUUCAAGCUCUCUCACACUAAGUCAAUAUAUUUCUAUCUUUCUUUCUUUCUUUCUUUCUAUCUUUCUUUCUAUCUUUCUUUCUCAUCCUUCUAAUACAUUUCUUAUUUUAUUAUAA
Messenger RNA from Acanthosepion pharaonis, 606 nucleotides. NCBI's taxonomy places the organism in Eukaryota, Metazoa, Mollusca, Cephalopoda, Sepiida, Sepiidae. The record is from the annotation of a GenBank genome assembly.